AUGAAUGCGUGGCUGACCGACGCCUCGAGCAUCCCCAACCAUGACAAUGGGGCAUUCAAUAAUGCGACCAUCGAUCCGUCGAUGGCUUUUCUACAACCAUCGCCGACACCUCAGGAUCCAAACCAGUUCCAGCGCAUGUUUCAAAACGGCGUCCCACGCAAUGUCUCGCCUGGCUUCCACAACCUGAACCAAGUCAUCCCGUCAAAACGACCCCGACCCGAAGAUGGCAUGUCAAUGUCUCCCAGGCAAGCCCCAGCUGGCUUGCCGUCGUCGCGUUCUCAGACGCCCCAGGUCCCCUUUGCAGGCUACCAGGGACCAACAAAUGGAAACCCUCAGUUUACACAUCCUUCAACCCCGUAUCAACAUCUCCAGCAACAAAGAGUCUCUGUAAACACCACGCAGUCCCCUAGCCUACAAGACUUUGACCAGCAUGGCGUGCAACGGGUACAGACAGCUUCGCCUAGUCCAUUUUCUCCGGCCGGCCCUCCUGUCGGGAAUCAAAUCUCCCCGCCCCAGUCUGACCAAGGAAGUCGUGUCAACACGCCGCAAAACAACGCGUUCAUGGCCGGCCAGGCUUAUGCACAGGGCAUGCCUGCGCAGUUUGCGCAAUCUACAGGGAUGACUUCGAACGCCACUCCUACACCAAUGCAAGCCCAUCUAGCCAAUAUGUCGCAAGGAUACUCAGCACAAGCUAUGGCUGCUCAGAACCAGCGUCUAUACCAAAUGCAACUACAGAACCAAGCCCGUCAGAUGCAGCAAGCUGGCAAUCCCGCUAUGGCGGGACGUCCUGGUAGUGCCAUGAAUCCAAUGGCAAAUCCUCAGAUGGCCGCCUUACGACAGAUGCAACAAAACAUGUCGCAACCAAACAUGCCAAAACCAACUAGUCCUGAGGUAUUUCUGAAGACUCUCCAGAAAUUCAUGAUGACGCGUAAUCAACCGUUGGAACUUUCACCGCACGUGAGUGGCCGGGCUAUACAUUUAAUGCAGUUAUACGCUUCAGUUAUGAAGAUGGGUGGUUUUAAAAAGGUUACUGCGAGCAAUAUGUGGCCUGCUAUUGCCCAGUCACUUCAAUUUGCACCUCAGCAGUAUCCAAAUGCAGCUGUGGAAAUUCGGGAUAUAUAUGCUAAAAAUUUAGCAAGCUACGAGCAAGCUCUCAUUUCGUCACACCAGAAACAACAAAUGGAAAAUAUGCAACAGAAUUCUAUGCAAAGACAGUCUGCAGAUGCGAAUAUGAUGCAGUUCCAGCAGUCCCCAAUCAAACCUGGAUCUGAAUUCGAAUCACAAAAUCAGCAUUUCACAUCUUCUCCCCAAGCUGGCGCGUCAAUACCGAACACCGUUCAAACAACUGCUAGUAAUGGCGUUCCUACACCACAACAACCUCGCCAAGUCAAACAGCCACCGCAGGCUCAACAGCCCCAACUCCCCCAUGCACAGAACCAUCAACGGCCAAAUAUCCCUCGACAACCGCAAGCUGCAGCAUCCGCUGCUGAUCAGUCUCUGUCCUCGCAAAUUGCCCCAUCUGCGACGCCCGCUAAACCUUCAGUCACUCCCAGCAAAACCGCACCUGGGCUCGAAACUGCGCCACCCCAGCCCGUGAAAAAACACAUUGGAGAUACAUUUAAAGCAACUGUUUUAACAGAUACUCCCGCGCAUGGCCCCAUCGUGGUAGACGAAAUCUAUCCAAUUGGGGAAGACAUAAUGAAACUGCGGCCUAAUGUCCCUUCUUUUGGAGAACUGGGUGUCAUAGAUAUACACGCAUUGACUAUGAGUAUCAAAUCGGGAAUACACGCCGAGGUGCGCCUGGCUUUGGAUACCUUGACGACUAUUGCUUCUGAACCAAAUAUUCAGAUUCCUCUGGAUAACUGUGAUGACCUUGUGGAAAGCUUGGUUGAUUGUGCUGAAGAACAAGUCGAAUUCCUUGCUAAGAAUGCAGCAGAGGUUUCCGAUGAUAUGAGCUUACUGCCUUACGAAGACGUCAUUCGUGGUUGUAGGGUAGAAAUGACAUCCCUUCUAGACGUCCCAGAGUUUGGUAGUGUCGCUUAUGAAUUGGAUCGUGCAGCUGACAGGGUACUUUGUAUCACUGGUAUCAUAAGGAAUUUCUCUUUCACGGAACCAAAUUUUGGUAUCCUAGGAAGUGCUCCGAUUGUUAAAAUGUUCACCACUAUCAUUCGUUACCUCGGCACCCGCAGUAUGAUAUUACGAACCCACCAAAAUAAUUUGGAUUUCAUGAAAGAUGCUGUUACUUAUCUUAGCAAUGUUGCUCAAGCAGUGUAUAUCUCUGGGAAAGAGGAAGCUAUAUGUUUACUACAUUUCCUUUUAUCGUUUGCGCCUUUGCCUGCACCUACUAUUACCCAGGAAGGAGUGACGUUCACACCAUACAACCCCUCUGUUCACAAAUAUACACCUACAGCAAUUGACAGCCUAGCCAAACUUCUUGCUAGGGAUGAGCCGAACCGGAUGUACUACAAAGCUAUCUUCAGUGGUGACAGUUUCCCUAGCCAAAAUGAGCUGCUGACCCGCGCUUUUGCCUUGGCCAUCUGCCCUAUCCCGGACCAACCACGAAAACCUCUGCCUUUGGCGGAUGCACGCAAAAUAUUUCUCAUGCAAGGUUUGCUAGCUGGCGAGAUUCUUACCGAACUCGCCGAUGGGCCAACUGCUCGAUCUUGGCUGCAGUCAGCGGAUGGAUUCGCUGUUCAUCUCCUACGUCUAUGUUGUUUGCUUAGCACAGAACGUAUGCCACCAGCUGCUCAUCGACACCCACAAGCACGUGGCCAACCAGACCCGGAAACUCAUGUGUACGCGUCGAUUAUCAACAGAGGACUGAACAUUCUUCAAAAAUUGGCUGAAAAAGUAAAGCAAGAAGAUUGUACAUCAGGCCGCAGUUUCCCGCUCAACGUGCUACCAAAACGAGAAAGUCUGCUGGGUGCUUUGUUGACUCCAACGUUAGAUGCAGGUGUUGUGAGGCAAUUAAUUGCAUACGCAGGACUCGGAGAGUGA
This is a messenger RNA of Talaromyces proteolyticus, 2997 nucleotides long. Its product is annotated as putative ARID/BRIGHT domain protein. The transcript has a single exon. Bases 1 to 2997 code for a protein of 998 amino acids. Gene Ontology annotation, cellular component: nucleus; SWI/SNF complex. The record is from RefSeq and is a predicted model, not a curated record. Gene Ontology annotation, biological process: regulation of transcription by RNA polymerase II. Lineage: Eukaryota; Fungi; Ascomycota; Eurotiomycetes; Eurotiales; Trichocomaceae. Gene Ontology annotation, molecular function: transcription cis-regulatory region binding.